Triticum aestivum (bread wheat) is the source of this 1602-nucleotide messenger RNA. RefSeq lists its product as uncharacterized. NCBI's taxonomy places the organism in Eukaryota, Viridiplantae, Streptophyta, Magnoliopsida, Poales, Poaceae. Bases 265 to 594 code for a protein of 109 amino acids. The record is from RefSeq and is a predicted model, not a curated record. The transcript is spliced from 2 exons.
UCACGACAUAUCGUCAACAGAAUCAGCUGUCCCAAUAUCUACACAUGCUGGAGGGAAAUAAUAAAAAAAUCACCCACGCCUCACCACUAACGACGAGAAGAGAAAGAGAUUCCUCCCCUCCGCUGUACUAAUACAGGGAAGCUCCCGGUCAUGCUUGCCUUUGGAGCCUUGCCCUUUCCCCUAGACUAGACUCCCCAGCCCCAGAGGCCUCAACACCUACCAGACUAACAUCUCCUUCCUCCCCCUCCGUCUCCUGAGGUGCUCAUGGCCUCGAGCUCAAACCCGGUCAGCAUGGACAUGGACCCGCCCGUCCUCUCCAUCGCCGUCGAGCACGGCCCGCCGGAGUCGCGCCUGGUUCAGCUCGGCGUCAGGUCCUGGCCCAAGUGGGGCUGCCCGACGGGGAAGUUCCCGGUGAAGUUCGACGCGAGGCAGACGUGCUACCUGGUGAAGGGCAAGGUGCGGGCGCACAUCAAGGGGUCGUCCGAGUGCGUGGAGUUCGGCGCCGGCGACCUCGUCGUCUUCCCCAAGGGGCUCAGCUGCACCUGGGACGUCGUCGCCGCCGUCGACAAGUACUACAAGUUCGAUUCGUCCUGACUUCGCCGGUGACUGUUCGCGGUGACUAAUUCGCCUCCUGAUUUAGAUUGGUGACUGUGUUAGCCUCAUUCUCUAGCUAAUUUGCUAGACAUAAUAUCCGUCUCUAUUGGCUUCGUCGUGUGUAGUAGUAGUAGGGAAAAAAAUCGGUGUGAGUGAGGUGAGGUGAGGGGCAUCUAGCCCUCCUGUGUAGUAGUAGGUUCCUAGUUAUUCAGUUGCCCCCCAAAACCGGUCAAUGCAGUGGCCGUUCAAAGUAUUCUUAUUUAUUGCCCAGAGUGCAGUGCAAAUCCGUUUUGAAUGCCUUCUUUGACCAGCCAGCAUCAGUGGACUGCAUUGUCUAUGGCCACCUUCCUUUUCUUCUUUAUGAGCAGGAUUACAGGGCCAGGGGUGUGUGUGGGGGGGGCUAUUGACCACCCACAGCACUUUAAGAGUGUGAUAAAGCAUGGCUGAGAGAUGAGAAUUGGCUUGUGUUUUAUUUAUAAAGCGGGGCGAGAGCGUGUUUGAGAGAUGAGAAUUGAUCGACUUCUAGUAUUUAUGAUCUUAUCUCGCAUACAAACACACGUUCUCUCUCUCUUGCGAAAUCAGCAUAUCCUACUCAGCUACAAUUAAUGCUACUUUCUUCAUUGUUUCUAACAUCCUAGAGCCCCCUGACCUAAAAUGUGGGGGGUACCACAAUUUAAAAAUGUGAAAAUUUACACUACAGAUAGUAAGAUUUGAUGUAAACAUCAUUAUAGUCUUAAUAAAAAGUCUUAAAAUAGCAUGAGCUUGUUAACUAUCUAGUGUUAAGUAUAUAAGAAAAAAUAUUUUACAAUUUUGGCAGCGCCACCCUAGAUCCGCCUCCAGCUAGAAGCCUAGAACCCCUGCCCUCAAAACAAACAAAAGAAUGACCGUCCGCUGAUAGAUACAAAUUUACCGAAAAUGGCUAAUGAAAGUUGCUAUCUAUAGAUUGCCAUCAUAGAGACCGUACAAUAAAACUUCUCUACUUUUAAGUAAUGUUGACUCAUAAUAUAC